AUGAGUAAUUUGGAAUUUGGAAGAGAGAAAUGGAGAGCUGGUGUGGGAAGGGGAAAAUGGGAGGAGGGUGGAGGAUAUUUGGAUAGGGAGGGUGGAAGAGAAUCUAUGAGUAUAAUAAUGAGUAAUAUAGAUAACCCUGUUGACCCAUUUCACCAGGAAGUUGGUGUUAGGAAUCGAACCUAA
Messenger RNA from Sclerotinia sclerotiorum 1980 UF-70, 183 nucleotides. RefSeq lists its product with no specific name. NCBI's taxonomy places the organism in Eukaryota, Fungi, Ascomycota, Leotiomycetes, Helotiales, Sclerotiniaceae. The record is from RefSeq and is a predicted model, not a curated record. Bases 1 to 183 code for a protein of 60 amino acids. The transcript has a single exon.